Messenger RNA from Fulmarus glacialis (Northern fulmar), 1047 nucleotides. RefSeq names its product microfibrillar-associated protein 1 (gene MFAP1). Gene Ontology annotation, cellular component: U2-type spliceosomal complex. Lineage: Eukaryota; Metazoa; Chordata; Aves; Procellariiformes; Procellariidae. The transcript has 7 exons. Gene Ontology annotation, molecular function: RNA binding. The record is from RefSeq and is a predicted model, not a curated record. The annotation marks the transcript as partial. Gene Ontology annotation, biological process: mRNA splicing, via spliceosome.
AUGGAGAAGGUGAAGGUGAAGCGGUACGUGUCGGGGAAGCGGCCCGACUACGCGCCCAUGGAGUCCUCGGAGGAGGAGGAUGAGGAGUUCCAGUUCAUCAAGAAGGCGAAGGAGCAGGAGGUGGAGCCCGAGGAGCAGGAGGAGGAGCUCGCCAACGACCCCCGGCUCCGGCGCCUCCAGAACCGCAUCGCCGAAGAUGUGGAGGAGCGGCUGGCAAGACACCGUAAAAUUGUGGAGCCUGAAGUGGUUGGAGAAAGUGAUUCAGAGGUGGAGGGGGAAGCUUGGCGCCUGGAGCGGGAGGACACCAGCGAAGAGGAAGAGGAAGAGAUCGAUGAUGAGGAGAUCGAGCGUCGGCGCGGGAUGAUGCGCCAGCGCGCACAGGAGAGGAAAACCGAGGAGAUGGAAGUGAUGGAGUUGGAAGAUGAGGGUCGAUCCGGAGAAGAGUCCGAGUCAGAGUCCGAGUACGAGGAGUACACGGACAGCGAGGAUGAAAUGGAGCCGCGUCUCAAACCUGUCUUCAUCCGCAAGAAGGACCGGAUCACAGUGCAGGAGCGAGAAGCAGAAGCCUUGAAGCAGAAGGAGCUGGAACAGGAGGCAAAGAGGCUGGCGGAGGAGAGGCGCAAGUACACGCUCAAGAUCGUAGAAGAGGAAGCGAAGAAGGAGCUGGAGGAGAACAAGCGCUCACUGGCAGCACUGGAUGCACUUGAUACAGAUGAUGAGAACGAUGAGGAGGAGUACGAGGCCUGGAAAGUACGUGAGCUGAAGCGUAUCAAACGGGACCGUGAAGAACGAGAGGCCAUGGAGAAGGAGAAGGCGGAGAUCGAGCGCAUGCGGAACCUGACAGAGGAGGAGCGCCGGGCCGAGCUUCGGGCCAACGGCAAGGUCAUCACCAACAAGGCGGUGAAGGGCAAAUACAAGUUCCUGCAGAAGUACUACCACCGCGGCGCCUUCUUCAUGGAUGAGGACGAGGAGGUGUACAAGAGGGACUUCAGCGCCCCGACUCUCGAGGACCACUUCAACAAGACCAUCCUGCCCAAAGUGAUGCAG